This is a messenger RNA of Cryptomeria japonica (Japanese cedar), 1515 nucleotides long. RefSeq lists its product as uncharacterized. The transcript is spliced from 6 exons. Bases 305 to 1267 code for a protein of 320 amino acids. The record is from RefSeq and is a predicted model, not a curated record. Gene Ontology annotation, biological process: deoxyribonucleotide catabolic process. Lineage: Eukaryota; Viridiplantae; Streptophyta; Pinopsida; Cupressales; Cupressaceae. Gene Ontology annotation, molecular function: 5'-nucleotidase activity.
UAUAUGCAAUGAGGAAUUUUUUUUGUUCCGCUUUGUUGGGGAGGAAAAUGGUAUUAAAUCUUCGUGGUCUUAGACUAAGUUUGAUAUAAUCCAAGCUCAUUUGUUUUACUGGUCAGUAUAAAUAAAUAAAUAAUCAGAAAACCGUGGGAGAUACACAUUUCCCUCCUUGCGAGAAGCUUCAUUUUAACCCCGCCAAAGCAGAUUUUUGUAAGAAACAAUUUUUCUGUUUUCAGUUGAAUAGCUGUAGAAUCUGUGGAUAAAGCUUAAGAACCCUAAUUGUAGUGUAAAAGGGGAUACAAUCAGGAUGCCCUGUUGCACGGGGUCUGUUGUAGGCUCAGGAUCAUAUGCAUUUCCUAAACCACGCCAUUUCGGCUAUGUAAUGGCUCGGUUCAACACCAGGGAUGCUAAGCAGCUGAGGUUUUCAAGAAAUAUGGGAAUAUACGGACAUAUCUCGUUGGAGGAUUACCCGUAUUUAACGAGAGCUAUGCACAUUGAGGACGGAGGACAUCUGGGAAAUGGUUUCAGGAUUGGCAUUGAAGAUUCUUUGCAUGGCCAUUCUAAUUUUAUAAAUGAUCUAGUGCCCUCGGAUCGGGGUGAAAAUGGAUUGCUCAUGCCUGCCCCGCGUACUCGCACUAAUUUGCUUAAAGUGGCGGUGGAUGUUGAUGAAGUUCUUGGCAGCUUUCUCAGUUCUUUGAAUGCUUUUCUAGCAGAGAAGUACCUGGUGAAUUAUGAUCUUUCAGAGUAUUACGUCUAUGACUUCAUGAAGAUUUGGAAUUGCACACAAGCAGAAGCAAAUCAUCGGGUGCAUGCUUUCUUUGAAUCAAAGCAUUUUAACAAUGGCAUCUUACCAAUUACUGGUGCAUAUCAGUCUCUGAGUCGACUGUCAUCAUAUUGCAAACUGGUGGUAGUUACAUCACGACAGCAUGUCAUCAGAGAGCCUAGUCUAGAAUGGAUUGCAAAACAUUUCAAAGGAAUUUUUAGCGAGGUCCACUUUGGAAAUCAUUUUGCAUUGGAAGGAAUAGCUAGACCAAAAUCCGAAAUCUGCAAGUCUCUGGGAGUGGAGUUACUUAUAGACGACAAUCCAAGAUACGCUGUUGAGUGUGCCAAGGAAGGGAUUGAAGUACUUUUAUUUGAUCUGGAUUAUAGUUAUCCAUGGAGUAAGACUCCAGAGGGUCCUUCGCAUCCCCUGAUUACAAGGGUUUGUAAUUGGCAGGAAGUUGAGCGCAAGCUGAUGUCUUUACGUGCCUUGCAUUGUGAAUUGAGUUAGAUGAACUAUUGAGCUGGCAUCGGAAAUAAUUCUGGAGCAGCUCUUUCUGAUUCAAUAGGGGAAUAGAAGAGUUAAAUUGAGAUCUGGUCAUUUUGCAAAAUAAUUCAAUCAUGAACUGUUGUUAUUCAUACUUUUAUGUAAGUAAUAUGUAAAUCUAUAACGUAUGGAGACAUGAUAAAAAGACUAACAGGCAAUUGGUUUUCUGUUGCAAAUCUCUCAUUCAAUCAUGAUAUUACUUGUUAAGCUCA